Molecule: messenger RNA, 2648 nt
Organism: Pezoporus flaviventris
Lineage: Eukaryota; Metazoa; Chordata; Aves; Psittaciformes; Psittacidae
Gene: SLC35G2
Product: solute carrier family 35 member G2
Exons: 2
Coding region: 898-2133 (411 amino acids)
Cellular component (GO): plasma membrane
Source: RefSeq, a predicted model, not a curated record
UAUUUUUGCCUGGAGACAUGCAGUGCUUGGCUGUCACACAGGGAGAAUAUCCACAUCCACAGGUGGUGGAGAAAAUGCAAAGGCUGAACGUGGCCACAAUAUUUUUAGGAGUAUUUCUGUGCCAAGCUCCUGCACCCACUUCUACAUUGCCUUUUGAAUUGUGGUCUCCCCAACAAACAGCCGUUGUGCUGUUCAGCCCAAUUCUCUACUUGGCUGUGGUCUUGCACCUUCAGGAUCCACCUGCUCUGCUGCUUCCAUAGUCCCUGUGGAAAAGGGCUGCAGAGAGGUCCAUACCCAUCGCCUACUGAUAUCACAGGGGCCAAACUGCUGCUGUCUGCAGGGCUGGGAUCAGCUUAUGGGGAUGGAUGGCUGGAGCAGGAGGACGGUUCUUCCUGGGGGUCCUCUGCUCCGCAGUGCCAGUGGGGCAGGCAUGGGAUGGUGAAUUUGCUUGUUGUUAAACUGUAGGAGCCUUACACUUACAAAACCACCACUUGUUCUUUGCAUUAGGUCCAUCAAUAACUCUGAGAGAUGGCUGUGGAGUGGUUUUGGCAAGACAACACUGAUUGCUUUUUCUCCAUCUAAAGUUCUUGGGGUUUUGUGGUGGGGUGUUUUCCAUAAUGAUGCACCAGGGUUGCCAGUUUCCAAGAAGCAUGGCCUCAGAGGCAUGCUAGUGCUUCUCAAAUUUGCAGCUUUGAAAAAUAAGCAGAAUGUUUCGUGCCUCCUUUAAGUAUUACUUUCUGUGUUGAGAUGAUUGUAACCUUUCCUGUUUGAUAUCUGAGAGCAUCUGUUGUUUCUGUUUAGACACCCGGGCAAAGAUGUAGAUGACCAAGAGGUGUUUUCCCCUCCUGGCUUGGGAUUAAAUUUCUCAGUCACAGGCAAGGAAGUUUCCCUAAGGAAAUGGAUUCGUCUUCCCAAAAAUACCCAGUCAAAAAGCGAGUGAAAAUUCAUCCCAACACAGUAACAGUGAAAUAUACUUCUCAUUAUCCCCAGCCAGGAGAAGAGGGAUAUGAGGAUGUUAAUGAAGAUACUGGAGUAUUUAUGGAGGAUAAUCCUAAGAAAAGACUAUUGAAUGAUGGGAAAAAGAGAGAAAGGACUUUUUUCGGUACAAUAGACACCAAACUUCAGCCAGCACAACUGGCAAAACCUAAUGAGAUGGGGCAAUCCCAGCAUUUUCCUGAGGGAAAUAUACUGCAGUCAAGGAAAACGUGGGUAGUCCUUUUUGGAUCUGCUGUGGCUCACGGAUGCGUGGCUCUAAUUACAAGAUUAAUUUCUGAUCGUUCCAAAGUGCCAUCCCUAGAGUUAAUUUUCAUCCGCUCAGUCUUACAAGUGCUGUCCGUUACUGUUGUGUGUUACUACCAUGAGCCUCCCUUUGGCCCAAAAGGCUACAGACUCCGGCUCUUCUUCUAUGGGGUCUGCAAUGUUAUCUCUAUUACCUGUGCUUAUACUUCCUUCUCCAUAGUUCCCCCCAGCAAUGGGACCAUUAUGUGGAGGGCUACCACUACAGUGUUCAGUGCCAUUUUGGCUUUUUUACUCAUAGAUGAAGGAAUGGGAUACAUAGACCUUAUUACUGUAUUUGGCAGCGUGUUUGGUGUUUGUCUGGUCAUGAUACCCAAUAUUGUUAAGGAGGAAAACUCUUUGCUAAGCACCUGGAAGGAAGCUUUUGGCUAUACCAUGACUGUUAUGGCAGGCUUGACCACUGCCCUCUCCAUGAUAGUCUAUAGGUCAAUCAAAGAUAACAUCAGCAUGUGGACAGCACUAUUCACCUUUAGUUGGACGGGAACGGUGUGGGGAGCAUCCACCAUGUUCUUACUUCAAGAGCCAAUCGUCCCACUGGAUGGAGAAACCUGGAGCUAUCUCCUUGCCAUCUGCCUGUGCUCCACAGCAGCCUUCCUGGGGGUCUACUAUGCCCUGAGCAAGUUCCACCCUGCUUUGGUCAGCACCGUACAGCACCUGGAAAUAGUCAUUGCCAUGGUCCUGCAACUUGUCGUGUUGCGGAUCUUCCCAGGUGCUUAUGAUCUUGUCGGGGGAGCUGUUAUUUUGGUUAGUGUCUUCUUCCUUGCGUGUUACAAACUGUCCUGGAAGAAUUUAGGAAGGCAAGAUUAUCAGGAGAUUGUGGAUUCUUCCAUUAAAUGAACUGUGGUUUUGUCCUCUGAAUCUGGCUAUGUGACCAUAUGGAAGUUAGUUAUUUCAACUUUAGUGUUCAUGGGUUAUGUCUCUGUCUAGAGCAGCCAGAUUCUCUCUCUACUGUUUAAAUUCACAGCUGGUGUAGCAAUGUUGGUGUUUCUAGACUUCCAUGACAGGUGAAUUUGUUCUAGCACAUACCACCACUGGCGUUCUGUCAUGUGAGGAAAGACUAUUUGUCCCCAGCAAGUAGGGUGCAUGAGCAGGGACUGCUGGCCAAGCCUUGGGCAGGUUUCCUCCUCACCUUCCCUGGAUAAGGCAACAGAGACAGAGGAAUUCACUAGUGACUCUCAUUCCUGUGCAAUGUGGUAGUAGGCAAAUUAAUAGUAAAGCCAUUAAAAUGGCCAACCAGAGUACUCAUCUCCUCUGUAACACUACUUCUGCUUUGGCUGUAAUGCUCAAAGUGAUGCUGAUACUUCUGUGGUUAAAACCUGCAUUUCCUGUGUAUAAAGAAUCAGUCAGUAAAA